Messenger RNA from Argiope bruennichi, 418 nucleotides. RefSeq lists its product as uncharacterized. Lineage: Eukaryota; Metazoa; Arthropoda; Arachnida; Araneae; Araneidae. The transcript has 4 exons. Bases 30 to 341 code for a protein of 103 amino acids. The record is from RefSeq and is a predicted model, not a curated record.
AAGGUUGCGUGUAUAUGAAGAGAGGUUAAAUGCAGUUGGUUUUCCGAUUCUUCCGCAGUUAUUUUCUUUUUGCAAGAAAAAUGAAGUUCUUUGUAUUUUGUCUUUGCGUUGCCCUCGCAGCUCAGGCCACUCUCGGCGAAGAAUGCACAUAUACAAUGGAAAAAAUGUGCUCAUUGGUACCUAAUGCAACAUAUACUGAGAGGGGAUGCUGGUAUUACUGCAGAAUUAAGGCUGAAUUUGAAGUGUUCCAAGGAACAAGACUAGACGGUGAAGCUUGUACAUCUAUUGUUGGAGGUGGUGAUGGAGUUUGUAGGAAUGGACUUUGUUGGCCUUCACAAUAAGAAAGCGACUUAUUUUUCAUUUUUCUUGUAAAAAUUAUUCUGAAACCUUUCAAUAUUAAAGUUUAUUUUUGAUUUUA